AAGUCAUGUCCAGAGGAAACAACGUACAAUGACAUCGCGAAAUGGCCGGAAACUGCAGAAGGGAUGUGUUCACUUUCAGAACCCAUUUGCUUGAAGACGAAUAAUGAUGUGGCUCCGAGAUGUUGCCUUCUUAACGAAACUUGGGAAAAUAGUACGAACUGCAGUGAUUUACAAGAAGCUAUUAGUAAUCCUUGUCCAGAGGGUUCUAGAUUAAUUGAAGAUAUUUGUAUUUUUUUAAUCAAAGCCACUAGCUAUCCUUUCCUUUGUCCAUACGAAGAGAACCUACCUUUUGAUGAAUAUUGGAACCACAUUAAUGUUUUGAACGUCGCUCCCAUUUGGUUGCCUGUAGAACGGAGUGUUGGAAUAUAUGGAGAAGGAUUAUUUUAUUGGAACGAGUUAUCUUCUAAGUAUCAAUCACCGUUCACAGGGCAGCUUAAACUAGAGAAACAUAUUGUGAAUAAAAAUUGUCUAAUCCAAGAUGAAAAUAAUUAUGUGAAAGUCGUUGCUUGUACAGACAUAUACACUGGAGUUUGCGCUUAUAGACCAAUUACAAAGAGGAUGAAAAGUUUUUGUUCCCAAGUAUUCGGCUCUUCGUGCAAACAGAGCGAUUAUUCCACAAAAUCAAAGUGUUUUUGUAAAACUCAUACCACAAAUAACGAAACUAGAAAAGCAGAGUUAUUGAUACCUUACCAAAAUCUCUUAUUCGACUCUUUGGAUGAAAUUUGUUACAUAGGUCUGGAGAAGAAAGGUGAUAGGUUUCUGUGGAUUAAUUCAAACAUACCCAUUAACUAUACGUAUUGGUCAAAUAAUACCCACUUUGGUGAGAAAUACGACCUGGGAGCUAUGUCAUCGAAUGGAUGGGUGCUAAAGUCGACAGAAGAUGAUGAAAAUUGUACCAUAAUAGAGAUAUUCCCACCUGUUUUUAACGCAUCUUUAAUUUUAUCCGAAAUAAACAGUACAACUUUGGUAGCUAUAUCCAAUGAAAUGGCUGCCUGGAAGCAAUACGAACACAGUUCAGAACCAAUGAUAUUCUGUUUUACCGACGCCGCUAAUGAUGCUAUAAUCAGCAAACUGGAUAUGGACAUUAAUAUUUUCAACAGUACAUUGGAAAUAAAAUUUUCAGUCUUGGAUAAUGUGCCUGGCAACUAUUGGUGCGAAGGUUUUGCAUAUCCAGAUUUAAAAGCAGUGAAGUCAAAUGUGUAUUAUAAAAACUCCAAAAAUUCGGAAUUCGUUGCGUUAAUUUCUGCUAAAUAUUUGGAAACAGUAUACCCUCUAUCAACAGAAUACAUAAAAGAAGUUUACGAAGGGUUUAGGGCUAAUUUAGAAUCAAGUUUACGAGUAUUUAACGAAUUAGCAGAUUUCUUUCCCAGGUUAUACAAAAUCGUCGAAAUCGACGAAAAAAACUGCAAAUUAGUAUUGAACUUUCACAUAACAACUAUAAAAUCAAGCAGAAUACCAUAUACAAAAAUGUAUGCCAAUUUAUCAAACGCCUUGGCAAAUAUGAUAUCACCUUACUUUAACUACACCAGCGCCCUAUUUACCAACAGCUGCAUUGGAUUCAAAAGCGGUGAUGUAAUAUGGCCAACGAUUAAGAUUUCUGCAACAGUCUAUCAACCCACUAUGUUAAGCGAUGAAAUGCAACCCGAGUGUGUCUGGUGCUUUGAUAACAAAGGACAUGUUGCGACUCAAACUUGCGGCGGGGAUUACAUCAAUGGAGGGACUUGGAUAGAAACAUCAAAUGAAUGCAAUCUAAUGUAUAACUUAGACUUGAGUCCAAUGUUGGAGAGCGUAGUUCGUAAGGAAAAUCCUGAGGCUUAUAUCUCGUUAGUACACGAAUUAGUCGCUACUAAAAAAUUUGAAACGACUGAUGUCGAAUAUCUGGUUAGCUAUUUGAAAAGAUUGUCAGACACUAAAAUAGUGAAAGAGCUGGAUAAAUUUGUCGAUCUGGUUAAUGAGAUUUUAAUGUUGGAUGAAGAUGUUUUAAAACAAUCGCAACUUGAAUCUGACAGUAACAAUAAGAUGUUACGUUAUAUGUAUCGGAUCCUAGAAAAAACUGAUUUUCCAUUCCAGGUUAUAAAGCCACAUUUCUCGAUUGUAGGGCUUUCUUUAGAAACAUUCGAUGAAAGUUCAAUUUUCUGGAUAAAAUACAAUGACAGUAUUAAUGUGGACUUUUUAAAUUAUGAGAAUGAUAUACUUGGAAACAACCCAAAUAUUCAUGUAGGGCUAAUCUUCAAUAGACCCAUGUUGAAUAAUCUAAAACGUAGCCACUCAAGAAUAGCAAUCGUCGCGUUUUUUAAAGACUCUUUAUUCAAAGACAAAUAUUUCCAAACACACGCUCCAGCAAUUUUUAGCAUUAUUUUUCCGGACCAACUUAUUGAAAAUGAAGAAUCAUUAGAAGGCCUCCUGACUGCAGUAUACAUUUGUGACAACCCCCAGAAAUUUAGUUGUUCUUACUGGUCAAAAGAUACACUAAAUAGCAGCUAUUGGUACCAGAAUAGCCAAAGUAAUAUAAAGGGUUCCAAAAUAUUUUGUAACUUCGCAAAACUAAGAAACGUUGGUUUAGUAUCGACGAUGAAUAUAACAGAUAUAUUGGAGGAAUUAUUACAAGAUAUCACGGAAAGUUGCAUUACAAUUUUUAAUCGGAUUAACAUGAUUUUGUAUCGCUAUAGCUCACAGUUACAAUCCAAAGACAUAUCACUAAUGAUUCAACUGAUUGAAAGAUGCUUUAACGACACCAGCAUGGCUUUACAAAUUGUUGAUAAAAUUUUGGAUUGGCUAAGCCACAACGAUAGGAUAACAUCGAUUGAUAGUAACGAAAACGUCGAAGCUCAUUUAUUAAACACUUUCUAUUUGAUAGUAAACAACUCUAACAUAAACAACAUUAGUCAAAGAAAUUUCGCCGCCUUUAAAAUGGAUUCAAGCUCUGCCGACAUCGUUGGUUUUCACGUUAAAACAUGCGCAAGUAAUUGCCAAAUAACCGUCGACCCUCAACAGCUCGAUAACGAAUUGCAAAACGACAAGGAAAUACGAGUCCGGAUGAACUCUGCUCUAAUCAGACAAUUUCAAUCCGCAGAACAAGUAUUCAUAUUCGUCGUAUUCUCCAACCUCGCGCUUUUUAAAGCAAGUAAUACAUACAACAGGAGAACGAAAAUUGUGGGUUUGCUCGCGGAUACUUUGGAUAUUUUAGAUGACGGAAACGUUACAAUUUUGUACAGCGGUAAAGGCAACGCCGUUAAUCAAUCUUGCGAAUUAUGGUCUAAAGGUAAUUGGAACCCAAUGCAGCCUCCCCAGGAACCUCCUGUAAACACUGAUGUCGUUGAUUGCGAAUUUUGGAGCCUUGGGUACUACGCUCUGUUCUACAAUGAAUUAAACGUCACAGCCAUAAUAGAAGAAGUAAUUUGUCAAUCGUGGGAACCCGACGUUAAAUUAGACUACUUAGGAAAUAUAGCAAGAGAUUACAAGAAUUUAAUCAAGCCAGAAGAUCUUGAUUUGUUGGCGACUUUUGUUAUCAACAUGGCCAAUGAUAAUCCAACAGCAAUUGUUUGUAAAUUAGCUAGACUUUUAACAACUUUAAUGGAUAUUCCACCAAGUGUGUUGAGGUUAUCUCAAAAACAGUAUGGUUCUUCGGAUACAUUUUUACACAGUCUUAAUCUGGUUAAUCAAAAAUUGACUGCUAAUGAAAGCUUCUGUUCCGACGACAAUCCGAAAUUACUGGUGGUUAAAACAUUUGAAGGGAGUAGAGGAAUAGCAUUGAACACGAACGAAGGAAAUUGCAAAUUUAAUGAGAUAACUGGUGAUGUUCCUCUUAAUUCAGAUUCAGGUGUACUAAUAAUACAAAGCAAUAACCGAGUUGAAAAUAAUGGUAUUGUUAUUACUGCGUUUCGAUCCAACUCUCUAUUCAUUUCAGAGGAAAAUGAAAUAAUACCUAGCAAUAUUAUAUUCGGAGUGCCAACUUUCGAUGAGGAAAUGGAUAAAUUAGAGAUUUACAUUAACAAAAAUUUUAAUGAAUCCUUGUAUUUGGAAUGUCUAUAUAGAAAAGAUUGGGGUGAUUGGUCAUUUGCUGGAAAAUUCGAAAAUAACAAAUGUUCCUAUACCGAGCCUGGAUAUUACACCUUAUGGGAAGCAAAUGAUAAUCAAUUUAAUAUUACCAGACUAUUGCAGUUCAUUUUAUUAUCUGCUGAAGGACAAUCUAAGGAAGGGAUAGAAAAAUUACAAAGAAUUGCGGAAUUUUACGACAGAUUUCAGACACGCGAUGUUUCCUUGCUGGUCGAAUGUUGUUUAACCAUAAUAUCACAAAAACAAUAUUUAUUGCAAAACAUAGAAGUAAUUACAAAUAUUGUAAUAAGUUUUUUCAAAAUACCACUCGCAAUAAAACAAGAAUCUCAAAUCGAGUUUAAUGCCAUCAAGCUUUUCCUCAAUUUCGUUAGUUUAUGCGGCAAAGAAUUCUAUGAAAAAGUCCAGUUUCAAGUAGAAGAUUAUUUACAAAUAAUAACUUGUUACCUUAUUGAUGGUAGUAUCGAUGUAACUAUAUCAAAUAAUGUAUUAAUGUGUAACGAAAAAGAAAACCUACAAUACGAAAUAAAAAUCGAAUAUGCACAUUCCGGAUAUUUAGCAACUUCCUUGUUCAAGGAAAACGAACUCUUCGUUAACGAACAAUCAUCGAAAACAUCUAAAGUUGUGGGUGUUUCUGUUUCUGACCCCAACUUUUCUGUAACAGUAAAAUUUUCGAAUGCUGAGAAUAAAUUUUCGAAUUACGUUUGUUCAAUGUGGACAUUUUCACCAAGUAAAAAAGGUCAAUGGAAUACAAUUGCAACCGAAAUAACUUCAGAUGAAAUCCUGUGCACACCUCCAGGAAAUUCUGCGGAUGACAGAUACAUUGCGUUAGCCCAAUUGAAUUUGAAAGAUAUAUUAAAUGAGAUUUUAAGUUCGAGAUUAAUGGAUUACAGCGAAAAAUUGCGGAGAGUUUGGGAUGCCAUUCCUUACUAUCGAAAUCAGUUCGAGUCGUCCAAUGUCGAACAAAUUUACCAAAUAAUAAAAACUGGGAGAUUAACAGACUCUAACAGUGUGAAAACUGUAGUUCAAAUUAUCAACUUUUUAAUGGACUUGGAUAAAUCAAUUUUAGUAUCGGCACAAAAUCGGUACAACACCACUGAGAAUCUUCUCGAUAAGAUCGAUGAUAUGAUACUGGAAUUUGAGGAUGAAAUUUUAUUAACAAACUACAACAACUUCGCCAUAGCGAUCAAAUCUAAUUUGAAUGGUAUACUUUUCGAAGCAAACGGAGACGGAUCCUAUGUUAUAAAAGAUGUGUUACAUGACGAUUCGAAAAAAAUUGCAUCUUUGGAUACAUCAUUAAUUAUUAGGUAUUCUGGAAACAAACCAGUUAAAUUAUAUUUAACGUUUUACUUCAAUAAUGCACUAUUUAACGAAAAAUGCAGUACGCGUAUCAGGAAUCAAGCGAUAAUUGUAGGAGUUGGAGUUUCAGAUUCUGAGUUGAAACAGUCUUUGAGCAUGUUCUUCAACAAUUACGAAGACAACUCGAACAUUUGCGCUUACUGGAACCAUAAAACUGUAACGAGCGACUCUCAGACGGGCUACUGGGAAACUAUCACGGAGAAGCCAUGUCACAACAGACAAAAUCUAAAAUAUUUUGCUCUUUUAGAAAAAUACAACGUCACGAGCGAUUUGCAAGAUAUCUUCAAUUCUAGCAAAGCCGUUCUGGAGAAAUUGAAAGAUGUGAUCGACAUUGUGCGGCGCAACAGUGAUGUUAUAAAACCAUACGAUGUGUUUCUUAUUUCAGAAAUUUUAGGUCUACUGCACGAUAAGAAUAUAACCAAGCAGCAUGUUAAUUUGACUUCCCAGGUAAUCAGCGAGUUGUUCAAUGUGAAUCGAACAGUUCUUGAAGCAGCCCAGGAGAAAUUCGGAGUUACUGAUGACAUACUGUACACCGUCGAUGAAACGUUAAGAAACUGCGUAAGUGAAAUAGAAAAACCCAUCAGCUACGAUGAUUUUUCCACAUUCAAAGUCGAUGUAAAAAGCAGAAAUUUUACCACUUUGAUGUUUGAAAACUGCACCCAAUUUACCUGCGAUGUGUCUUUUAUGAAUAUUGAAAAUUUUACCGAUAUCACCAAUAAUUCGUUCAAUACAAUGGUAUCAUUCGAUCAGAAAUUGUUGAAACAAAUUAAAAGAAACAAAGGGCCUGUUUACUUAGCAGUAACGCUGUAUUUUCGUGAUAGUUUAUUUAACGAAAACAAAACGAGAGAUGAUGAUAAAUCGAAUAUUAUAGGAAUAUUCCUCGAAGGUUUAGACAAGGAUCAGUUAGAGGGUAGUAUUUAUUUUAUGUACAAUAUAGAGAAUAUGGAGAUGUAUGUAGACACGUAUUGUGCAUACUGGAAAUAUCGGGUCAACGAUGACCCUUUGCGCGGUUUUUGGCAAAACGACUCCACGCCAACGAAACCAAACGGCUUUCCGAUUUGUCAGUACGACCAUCUAACGCACUUCGUGCUUCUUCUAGCCCCUUCCACCAGUGUCUUAGAGGAAUUGAACAAUUCACGCAUCCUGGAUAUAGUUACGAAUAUCAACAGCGUCAUGUCGCUGCUGGGGCUCUUCGGCAUCCUGCUAACGGCUGUAAUGUUCGAUAGGUGGAGGAACAACACCGGCAAUCAAAUUUUGAUUAAUUUCUCCGUGGCGAUUUCGAUCAAGAACGUCAUGCUGUAUAUCAGCGAUGGGAUUUACGAGGAGAACGACAAAAGCAUGGCGUGCACGAUCACAGGGGGGAUUUUGCAGUAUUCCAUACUGUCGGAGUUCUGCUGGAUGUUGAUUAUAGCUAUAUUGCAGUUCAAGAGGUUCGUUGAAGUGUUGGGUAGUCCGUUGAAAUAUGUUUUAUUAAAAGCAUGUAUUUGCGGUUGGGUUUUCCCUGCUUUACCAGUUUGUCUUAUUAUUAUAUUAGAUGUUAAUAAUUACAACAAAAGCGAAAUAGGACUUUGUUAUCCUUCCGGAUUAGGACUUUAUCUUGGAAUUUGGUUGCCUCUGAUCAUCAUAAUUGGCAUCAACUUCGUCAUUUUCGUCUUUAUAUUAUACAAUGUUUUCCACAAAAAAGUCGAAUAUAGAGAUCAAGUCAACCACGACAUUAUAUUCCAAUGGAGACUCGCCAUCCUGCUGUUCUCCAUGUUGGGCUUGACGUGGAUAUUCGGUUUUCUCAGUCUGUUAAUCAAAUCGAGCAUCUUCGCUAUUAUGUUUUGCUUUUUGGCGACUUUACAAGGGUUUAUUAUAUUCUUAUUCUUUAUUGUUUUCAACAAAAACGUGAGGUUCUUAUACGUCAAUUAUUUCAGUUCGUGGAUGUAUUCUAAAGGAUACAAGGAUCGCAUAAAUUAAGUAAAGUACCUAAUAGAUAAAGUCCAAAAGUUAUGCUUAAAUAAAACGAGUUUGUCAAACUUGACAAAUCUUUACUUAUAGAAAAUAAAAUAACGAAAUGUUAUGUAGAUAUGU
Molecule: messenger RNA, 7485 nt
Organism: Phyllotreta striolata
Lineage: Eukaryota; Metazoa; Arthropoda; Insecta; Coleoptera; Chrysomelidae
Source: the annotation of a GenBank genome assembly